Messenger RNA from Adineta steineri, 513 nucleotides. Lineage: Eukaryota; Metazoa; Rotifera; Eurotatoria; Adinetida; Adinetidae. The record is from the annotation of a GenBank genome assembly.
AUGUCUGGUGAUUAUGAUCGGCAAACCACAGAUUUGAAGGCAGCUAAUGAUUUUGCAAUUGAAAAAUUGAAAGACUACCUAAAUAAAUUCGGUGAAGAAACAAUGACAAAAGCAUCUAAGAAUUUCAUCAUUGAUCUAUUAGAAAACCAAGGAUCUCCAUUCCGUACAUUCUAUGAAAACAUUAAAGAUGGGACGGUACAGAUCGAUGCAGAAUUUGAAGGAACAAUCAACAAAGGUACUCAAUUAUUUAAAGAAGGACAUGAAUGGAAAGUUCGGUUCACAAUUGAUGCUGACACGCCUCCAUCUGGAAGUAAUCAAAAAAAGCAUAUUGGAUUUGAAAUUCAUAUUAAAGGAAAGUCUAAACAGGCAGGGCAUGCUUGGUGUGAUGCUGUACCAAAAGGAAGACCUGGCACAGGCGUAGCGAUGCGUGAAGAAAAAACUGGACCAAUGGAGCACACAUUUCAAAAUAAAGAUGAACUAAAAUAUUGGUUUACUACAUACAAAAUUCAUUAA